Lactuca virosa is the source of this 1678-nucleotide messenger RNA. Lineage: Eukaryota; Viridiplantae; Streptophyta; Magnoliopsida; Asterales; Asteraceae. The record is from the annotation of a GenBank genome assembly.
AUAAAAACAUAACCCAAAAUCCUGCACAACACCAACUCCAAGUUCGCGCCCUAAAUCUUCAAUCUUUUCUGCGAAUUUCUAACUUCUUCACACAGAUUGGCGAUAUGGUGUCGAGCAUAGAUCGAUCGGAGAUAGCUUUCUUUGACCUGGAAACAACUGUCCCGACCCGACAUGGUCAGGGGUUUGCCAUCUUAGAAUUCGGUUCGAUACUGGUUUGCCCUAGGAAGCUCGUUGAGCUCGAAAGCUACGAGACGCUGGUAAGACCACAUGACCUAUCACUCAUUUCCACCUUGUCCGUUCGCGCCAACGGCAUCACCGCCGAUGCUGUCGUUUCCGCCCCGACCUUCUCUGACAUCGCGGAUAAGGUUUACGACAUCUUACAUGGGAGGAUAUGGGCAGGUCACAAUAUAAUUAGGUUUGAUUGCGUGAGGUUAAGGGAGGCGUUUGCGCAGAUUAACAGACCACCACCGGAGCCCAAGGGAACCAUUGAUUCAUUGGCUUUGUUGACACAGAGAUUUGGGAGGAGAGCUGGAAACAUGAAGAUGGCCACUCUCGCAGAUUAUUUUGGGCUUGGAAAGCAAUCACACCGAAGUUUAGAUGAUGUGCGAAUGAAUCUUGAAGUUCUCAAGUAUUGUGCAACUGUUCUUUUCUUGGAAUCAAGUCUUCCAGAUAUAUUUACAGAAAACAGUUGGGUUUCCCCAAAUGCCACCACAAGAACCCGUAGUAAUGCAAAUGCAACUGGCCCAAGCACUAGCCCAUCAUCUUCCAAUUCCCCUCCAAAUCAAUCAGCUUCUGGUGUUGGUCAACAAGCUCAACCCGACCCGUUUGACUUGGGCCCACUUAUAGACAAAAUUGAAAACGAAGCCAUGGAGGAAGAACCACCAACAGCAGCUGCUGAAACUGCCGCCAUCAGUGACACUGACACCAUUGAAUUUCUUGACCCUGAUCAAGUUUCCAUACCCUCUGUUACUAUAUCUCUUGUCCCCUUUUUUCGUGGACCCCAAAAGAUACAAAUCCUUCACAGAAACACCCCAUUGCAGAUCCGAUGUAAUGCCUUGAAGAUACGUUUUGGAAUAAGCACAAAGUUUGUUGAUCAAGCAGGAAGGCCUAGACUAAGUUUUGUGGUUGAUGCGCCCCCAAAUCUUUGUGGUGUUCUUGAUGCAUGUGAUAAUAUUGCCAAGAGAUUUGUGGAUUCUGAUAGUAACUCAGAAUGGAGACCUGUUGUUAGCAGAAAGCCUGGGUUUUACAACUCACCUACUGUUAGAUUACAGCUACCUACUGUAGCUGAAGGAGAUAGUGCAAGAUGGAUUACAGAGAUAUACCAGAAAGAAUCAUCUUCGUUGUCUGUGGAAAGGGUUAUGUUUAGUAGGUAUGACGUGGCAGAACUUGAGGCUUUGAUUCGUCCAGGUUCCUUGGUGGAUGCUUGUUUUCUUUUGGAUCCAUAUGACUACAGACAGAGUGCUGGAGUUCGAUUAGUGGCUAAGAAACUGAUUGUUUGAUUCUAAUUGAAGGGUUUUGGUGUAUAGAUCACACACUAAUGGCUGACUUCUAGAAAAAGAAUCUUGGUUUAAUGUUUGUAAAGAUUUGGAAAGGAAGAAAUUUGUUUUAUUGUUGAUGUAGAAGGUGAAUGACUGAUCCUAGGGUUUCGAAUUCAUCAAUGCAAAAUGUUGUUAUUCUU